UUUGCAGCCCCCCCCCCCUGCCCUGCAUCAUCACUGUUUGCAGUGCAUGCGCUGGCUGGCUGGCGUGCGUGGGCGGACGUGCAUGCACGCACGCGAGCGAGCAACAGAUCCCGAGCGCAUGCGCAGUUCAUUGUUUUGACUGAAAAUGCCGUCGGUUUCGAAAACGGCGGCCAAUGCGUCUCCUCAAACCGAGAAACCUACCCACUAUACAUACUUGAAGGAGUUCAGGACAGAGCAGUGCCCGUUGUUCCUCCAGCACAAGUGUACGCAGCACAGACCCUUUACGUGCUUUCAUUGGCAUUUUCUCAACCAGCGGAGGAGGAGACCCAUCAGGAGAAGAGACGGGACGUUUAACUACAGCCCCGACGUGUACUGCACCAAAUACGACGAGACCACAGGCAUCUGCCCAGAUGGAGACGACUGUCCUUAUUUACACCGAACCACUGGUGACACAGAGCGCAAGUACCAUCUACGCUAUUACAAGACUGGCACUUGUAUCCAUGAGACAGACGCUCGAGGGCAUUGUGUGAAGAAUGGUCUCCACUGUGCUUUUGCUCACGGGCCACAUGAUCUCCGACCUCCAGUCUAUGAUAUCAGAGAGAUUCAAGCACAAGAGGCCCUUCAAAAUGGACAGUUGGGAUCUGGGGAAGGUAUUCCUGAUCUGCAGCCCGGUGUAUUAGCCAGCCAAGCUAUGAUCGAGAAAACUUUGACAGAAGACCCCCGGUGGCAAGAUACCAACUUUGUUUUAGCCAACUAUAAAACAGAUCAGUGUACUAAGCCCCCAAGACUAUGCAGACAGGGCUACGCGUGCCCCCACUACCACAACAGUAGAGAUCGAAGACGAAAUCCUAGAAAGUUCAAAUAUCGGUCAACUCCUUGCCCUAAUGUGAAACAUGGGGAUGAAUGGGGCGAACCCUCAAAGUGUGACAGUGGAGACAGUUGCCAGUAUUGUCACUCUCGCACUGAACAGCAGUUUCACCCAGAGAUCUACAAAUCUACCAAAUGCAAUGAUAUGCGACAAACUGGAUACUGUCCCAGAGGACCGUUUUGUGCAUUCGCACAUGUAGAAAGAAUUCCCUCUACAGAAGAGACCAUGAGCUCAUUGCUAACAGUGAUACAGUCAAGUUCCCAGUCUCAGCUGGGCUCCCAGCAGUAUUCAGAGUGUCCAGUCAGUGAGUGGAACAGUGGAGGCAACUCCACCACCAGCGCAACCAGUAGCAACGGACAAGUAGGAAGUGUUUCAUGUUCUAAUAGCUCGACUGUAACUCCAUGCUCAGGAAGCGACAGUUUGUUAUCCCCAGUGGGGUCCAUCAGCAGGCCCAAAUCCUUAACUAACAGUAGUUUAUGUUCAGAGUCCACCACAUCCAGUGUCUCAUCUCUGACGUCUAACUAUCCUAGAGCUCCGGGCUUUGAACGUGAGGAUCAGAUUAAAAACAAGGGGCACAUGGAUCAGAAAUUGAUGGACCAAGAAAAACAGACACAAAAUACUGUAUUCUCUGCGGUGAACCCUUUGGCAUCGAGCUUUACCUCCAGUAUAACAUCCAGCUUGGCCUCCAGUAUUGGCUCAGAUAGUUCUUCACCCACCACCUUAUCAACAAUGAAUGCAAAAGCCACCCCUUUCUAUCCAGGGAGCAACACAGUGGAGUCUGUCAUAGGAUCCGCUCUGGACCUCAACUUCAGUGACAUUAAUGUUGCAUCUCUUGAGAAGGACUUAGAGGAGCAAGAAAACAGUGUAGGAUUGGCAAGUCAAAGGGUGCUGGGUGGAUCUGCUCCAGUUAACAUUCCCGGCUCCCUGGCACGAUCGUCCUCUUUUAAUUCCUCGUCAUCGCUCUCCACCUCGCCGCUGAGCUCCCUCUCUCAGUCUCUGUCGCAGUCCCUGCUGUCUGGGACGGUAUCGCAGCAAAAUCAACCUUCAAACAUGUUAGCCAAGCAUGAGCACGGCCUCCUGGGAACACCCACCUCCUCUUCCCAGAAUUCUUUGGGCUUGAAUGGAGGGGCUAGCAGCAUUUGGGACUUUGUAAGUGGCAGCUUUUCACCGAGUCCAUCUCCAGUUUUCAGCAGCCUAGCCUCUGCAACCAGCAGUGCUGAUCUGGCCCGCCUUUUUAGAGAUCUGGACGAGGCCAAGAGGAAGAUCAAACAAUGGGAGGAGGCCUGGCAUCAGGUCAAACAGGCCUGUGAAGCUUGCCAGAAAGAUGCUCACGAAGCAAAGGAACAAGCAAAAACGGCCGAGGCGGAUCGGCAGCUGGCAGAACAGAAAUGGGAGGAAACCGAGCGCAAGCUGAAAGAGCUCCAAGGGGACUUUGAUGUGCUUUGUCGCACCCCUGGAGCACCUCUUCUACGUAGCUAUGGAGAGCUGGACGAGCUCCCCUUGUCAAAGCUUCACUCCAUCCAGAGUCAGCUGCGUAAUGACCUAGACCUUAUAGACGGGGUAAUAUAUCAGCUUCAGUCAAAGAAAUGUAUAGUUUGCCAAAAGCAUGAUCGUUGCAUUGUUCUGCAGCCUUGCCAACAUUAUGUACUGUGUGAGAACUGUGCACCUAGUAAAACAGAAUGUCCCUACUGUAGAACAAAAAUAUUGAAGUGGUGAUGUACAAUUACUCGAGGUACUAUUUAAAGAAUUAGCCCUUUGAAAAACUACUAAUAGAUAUUACAUUUUCUAAAUAGCAAUGUCUGUUUCAUACAGUGAUUAAAUUAAUUUAGAAUACAAUGAUGUUUGACUGACAAAACAAAUAGUAUUAUGAAUCAGACUGUGCAUUCAAUCAUUCUAGUUUUUGCUCAUUUUAUGUGCACAUCACUUUGUUCAACCAGAUAGCUUUCCCUAUGAAAAGCCACGCACUCAAAUUAGAAUAUUAAAUUACACUGUGAUGCCCUUUCUCAAAUCAUGGACAUAAAUCUUGUGUCCAGAUAUAUACAUUUUUUUUUUUUACACUUUGUCAUUAAUACACUUUGGCUAAUAUGCAUUGUCAACCUUGCUCUUAUAGUAAAUACAAAAUUACAGAUUUUUAAAAAGUUGCAAACAAGACCAGUAGACUUUGGUUCAAAGCUUUAAACACAAAGACAUUAAUGGGUGUGAGUUUGUAUUUCUGCCCUCACGUUUGGCUGUUUUUGGAUUGGAAUUACUUCACUGCACUUGGGAAUAAUUGUGGAUAAAUCUUUGAUCUCUUUACUUAAUGCACUUAAAGUCCACCCAGCGCAAAUUUGUAAGCAUUUCAAUCCCAACGUUUCAGAAAAUAUUGUGGAAAUGUGUAUUAAGUCAAAAGGUUUUAGUAAAUUUGUUAUAUCGCUCAGAUUCUUGUAUUUGAAGAAAGAAAACUUGCUCACUGUAACUUUAAUAUUAUGUCUUAUCUGAAAAAUUGUAGUUUUAAAAUAACUCACUUUCUCAUAAUGUAAAUCUUUAGGUAAUUUUCAGUCAUUCCGAUGGUGGGAAAAGUGUGAUAAAUAAAGUGUCCUUUGUAAUAAUAUCAAGGGGAGUUGUCCUGUAGCCCACUGACCUCCAGAGAGGAAUGGAAAAUGAAAAUGUCCUUAAUCUCUCACAAUGAUACAGAAAUAUAGACAAUGCCAUUGUUGAUAUUUUACCACAAUACCUGGUGCCAUAGGCAUUCAAAAGCUAAGAAAUCACUGUGUAAAUGUUCGAAAUGUACUGCCAGGAAAGUUCACUCUUUCAGUCCGGUGAUGUUGAAACAUAAAAUGGGCAAAACUCAAAGCUGAUUUUUCUGUAGUUAAAGAGGAAUACAAGACAAUAGAACUUUUGGAAGCAAAUCAAGAAACCAAACAUCCAAGAACCUGAAUGUGACUGAUACUUAAUUAGGAAAUCAUAUUUUUGUUUUGACCUCAUUUGUCUGAAAUCCCAGUAAUAAAAGAGUGUGUGUGCUCGUACCAUUUACAGAGCGUGGAGCGUAGAAAUGGGUCGCUGAUUAACAUCACUGAACCAGAAAGGGCUUGAACGUUUAGAAGCUCCACGCUCUGAAGAAUUAAUACACACUUGCAUUCAACCAUUGACCAAAGUGCUGUCCAACAAUAGAGACUGAAUAUGCAGAUUUGUAAAAUGUUUCACAUCCACUGAGGUAUUAGUGCUGAACCAGACGCAGUAAAUCAGACUUACCAAUGAAACAACAAAACACAUGACACAUUUUGUGUUCCUCUUUAAGUCAAUUUUCUUUAACAUUUUUAAUGCAACCAGUCAAGCAUCAUUAUUUUGACCAACUCUCUGAAGAAGUUUGAUUUCUUAUUAAAGCACUUUGUUGACCUGGGACUUUAUUAAAGGGUAUAUAGAAUUUGUUUUGCUUUAAGCUGCUUUGUAGGUAUUCUUUUGUGUCUUUUUUUUUUAGAUUUAUAAUUUUUUUUUUCUAUAUAAGCUAAUGUCUGAAGUUUCUUGUGUGUACUGUGAAACAUAAUUUGGAUAUUUCAUGUUUCCUAUUGUUAAAUCAUGGCAUGGUUCUACAUAUUAUUAAGAUUUCAUAGAAAAGUACUCGAUAGUUUCUACUUUCAUAGUUAGAUUUAUAAAAUUUCAAUCAAAUAAGUGCAAAUUUAAAAUGCAUUUUAGGCAUAACCAGCAGCUGUAAUAUCAGUAAGGCACAUGCUACAUGUUAAGGCUGUUAUUCAAUCAGUUAGUUUUGUUUGUUUUGUAGAGAUUUCUAUAGUCUAGCAUAUUAGAGAAGCAUGUAUUGUAUUUGCUAAAAGCCUGAGAUGGUGAUUUUUGUAGGAAUCUAGUCUCUCGACCUUGUCUAGAACAUAUCGGCCUCUAACUCUAAAGUGCCUUGUUUUAGUUCAAAAGGGUUAUGUGUAGAAUUGUCAGAGCAAAACACAAGUAGUUGAAGCUUGUGCACAGGUUUCUGCAUAACGUGUCUUGUUUAACUUUGCAGAAGCAUUGACAUGUGUAUGACUAGAGUAUGUGUAUAUAUAAAUAUAUGCCAGUGCAUUUGGCCCAAUCCCAUUAAGUAUUUCCGCGGAAGAUAAUUGAAAAACAAACAUUGUCAGUGCCUGUGUCCUGACUUCAACCUUAGAAACUUACCCACCCACUCAUUCCUUGGUCGUGGUGCUCUUUUGGUGCAGCUUCAGUCUUUGAAAUUAGGUUUUUCAAUUCAACGUUUGGGAGUAUGCAAACAGGACAGAUGAAUUUGUAUAGCAACAAUAUAAAAAUGCUUUUGAAACAGUUCAGUGACUUUAAUUUUGUUUUGUUGUAAUAAUUCUGCAGUGAAUGAAGAAUUCCAUAGUUAACUUGUAAGUUGGAUAGUGCUUGUAGGUUCUUCUAAUUGAAAUGACCUUCUACUGUGUUUAAAAAAAACAAAAAACCUUUUUAUUCUUGCGUUAAAUUCAAUAGAAAAUCAUUUAUCUCCAGGUACACUUUUUUGCUACUUCUAAAUAUGGGAAAUGCAUUGUUUACAUUCACAUAAAUGACAAUUAAGCAACUCAGAGGAAAAUAAUCAAGAAAGGUAUUUGAGCGUUUUCAUGAUCUCAUUAUAUUACAGCAUAAAAGGCAGGCUAAACACUUCUGGUAUUGCAUGUUAUGCGAUAUAUUAACCAGCUACAACAACAACAAAAAAUAGAAAAAAAAAAGUUUGCACUGUGUCACACUGCCAGAAUAUUUGUAUUGACUUCUUUUAAGUGUAGUAAAGGCUUAAUCACUUCUGCAAGCUUCGCUGCUACUGGAAAAAGGUAUUAAUGUAAUUUCUUGUUAUACAUUUAGAUGUUUGAAUGUUGUUGUGCAUCCACAGCUGAGAUUUCAGAAACUAUGAAACAAUCUGCAUCUAAGUUGACUAAAUCUUAUUUGAAUUAUUGAUUUGUAAAUCCGUUUGAGUCAAAGUUUCAGUACUUUUGUAUAUCGCUAAGAAUGAUGUCACAGACCUGUGCCGCUGUAGAUUGUCCCUUUUUUUAAAAAAAAUUGAUUGAAGGUAAAUGUAUUUUUGUUGGAUUUCUUCCCCUCCCCCCCCCCCAUACAAUGGGUAAGGCAGCAGUGUGCGGUACAGCUAAUUUCACAGGGUCUGGUUUGGUCUAUUUUGUUUUGCCUGUGAAGCCAACUAAAUUGAUGAUGUCUAGUGUGGAAAUCUAAAAAUCAACCAAAGUGGUGUUCUAGUAGCUGUCCAAAUAUGUAUUCUAACCUUGAACAGAAUUCAAAUCAUUUCUGAGGUUACAGAUCAGCCUGUAGUUGUGAACAGCGCCGGGUCUGGCCCAAAGUUAUAAAGAGCAGUCGGAGCACCAAGGCCAUCCAGAUGAAAACUGAGACAGCAUUGUGAGCUUUUGGAUGGAUUUUUGCUUUAAUAUUUCAUUGAGUAGGACAUAUAUCCUCGUAGUGAGUAAACGACAGGACUAUGCCAAUGGCUUUUUGCUUACAACAUUAAUGGACUUGAGCCCAUUUUUUGCAGUUUUACCAAAGACCUGAACUGUUGUUAUUUCUUUUGUACUACAUUUCAUCAUUCACUUUUAUUUCAGUAAGUAAAUUGAUUUAAAAAAAAAAAAAAAAAAGUAAUCACCUAGUACCUUAAAUAGAUAAUGUUCAUUAACAGUAAUUAAUGGCAUCUUUUUUCUAUCUAAAGUUAGUGAGUUGAUGCAGAAAUGAUCAAAAAUGCAUGGGUCAGAUCCUUACAAAAAUGUGUAUUUGUAUAUUUGAUUUAGUGUUAAGUAUACAUUGACGUUUAUGGCAGGUUUGUGCAAUACUGGCGAGCACAUGCCGACCUUACAGUGAGGAUUCAGUGUCAGUUUAAUUGUUGUCUACAGUGAAGGAAUGUCAAAGACAUUUGUGCUUCUGAAGUGGCCAUAUAAACUUUUCUUUGUUGAUUUUGCUUAACUACAUAAUCUCAAUCACUUUGGAAAUUGGUGGUUAUGCAUUAUAUGCUGUUAUGGUUGGUAGGCCUACGGUGACUGUACGGUGCUUUCUUUCUUUCUUUCUUUCUAUCUGACUCUUUGUUUUCUAGUUCUUAAAGCCGUGGUCCAAAUUAAUUUUUGUUUUUAAAAUGACGGGACAGAUGAUGAUUGUGACAAACGUUAAUGGCAGAUACAGACAUAAUUAAAACCGAGUUGUCGUUAUGAUAAUUUGUUGUUGGUCUCUCUAGUGGUCUACUCGCCCCAAUUCAAGUUUUCUAGAAAAGAAAUGAAACCUUCACUUGAUAAGCACAGCUUCCAUUUCUUUAGAUUUGUUGAAGUUAUCUCUAACGGACCAAUUACACUUUCAAGUACAUCUGUGCCUUUAAUAAUUUACAUAAUGUUGAUUGGUAACAAGAGAAUAUGUCUCUGAGACUGUGUUUGCUCUCAGUCAGAUGACAAAAUAUAAUUAGAAUCAAAAUUCCAGUGCCUUACAAUCUUUUUGUGGACCACAAUGUGACGGCUAAAUGAUCCUCUGGAUUCAGGCCACUUGAGCUGAAAGGAAAAAGGCUGAUUUAAUGCUUCAACGGGAGGAAGCGAAGGUUCUAACUGACUGGUAAUCGUUUAUCUCAGUCUGUAUUUGCCAUACCAUUAAAACAAAACACAGCAAUACUUAACCAUUGAAUACACAAUUUUGAUCUCAAAAUUAGUCAUUUGGCACCAAAAACUCAAUUGUUUGUAAGGAAAAGCACCAAAUAGGAAGACUCUUGUAAAUGAACUGUAAUAGAUGUAUCAUUAUGCUCUGCAUUGGAAUAGUUUAAUCUAUUUUGCAUUAUUGUUAGUUGUUGUGUUGUCUUUUUGUUUUUUAAUAUUAUGAAAAAUGGAGCCUGAAGAUUUAUGCAAUCUUGUACAUGUAUAUGAGUAUGGUGUAUGGAGCUGUUCAAAUUAAGUAAAAUACUAGCACAACAAAAGUGUUGUCAAAAGUAAAUAAUCUGGAACCAGCUGUUCCACAUACUUUAGAACAUUUCAGUAGA
Sebastes umbrosus (honeycomb rockfish) is the source of this 7829-nucleotide messenger RNA. It is a transcript of the gene unkl, whose product is annotated as unk like zinc finger. Bases 146 to 2584 code for a protein of 812 amino acids. Gene Ontology annotation, molecular function: metal ion binding. The transcript has 16 exons. The record is from RefSeq and is a predicted model, not a curated record. Lineage: Eukaryota; Metazoa; Chordata; Actinopteri; Perciformes; Sebastidae.